Messenger RNA from Acanthisitta chloris (rifleman), 263 nucleotides. RefSeq names its product chromosome unknown open reading frame, human C6orf57 (gene SDHAF4). NCBI's taxonomy places the organism in Eukaryota, Metazoa, Chordata, Aves, Passeriformes, Acanthisittidae. Gene Ontology annotation, biological process: mitochondrial respiratory chain complex II assembly. Gene Ontology annotation, cellular component: mitochondrion. The record is from RefSeq and is a predicted model, not a curated record. The annotation marks the transcript as partial. The transcript is spliced from 2 exons.
AGUCAUCACUCCUGUGCAGCUUGCGGAGCAGCUCCAGCUCUGAGCCAAGAGGGAGAUCUGAACCUGCCAAGCAGCCACUGAAGAAACCAAAGCAUCCAGUAGGUCGAUUUGAUGAACCAGAAGAGUCCAGUGUGGAGAAGGAACCCCUGGAAAAAUUCCCUGAUGGAAUCAAUCCUGUUACAAAAGAGAGGGGUGGACCUAGAGGCCCUGAACCUACACGUUUUGGAGACUGGGAGAGAAAAGGACGUUGUAUAGAUUUUUAA